Molecule: messenger RNA, 9174 nt
Organism: Orbicella faveolata
Lineage: Eukaryota; Metazoa; Cnidaria; Anthozoa; Scleractinia; Merulinidae
Product: sonic hedgehog protein-like
Biological process (GO): cell fate specification; intein-mediated protein splicing; regulation of gene expression
Molecular function (GO): patched binding; calcium ion binding
Source: RefSeq, a predicted model, not a curated record
GUAUUCCUCAAACUCAAAUCCAAAAUGAUCGCUGAUUGUUGCGUUUUCAAACUUCUCCGGCGUAGUGGGGAGGGAAAAUCAUUGAUGCGUUUUCAGAGUGAAAACAACGUUUUCAAAUUUCUCCGGCGCCGCCGCUGACGAACUUGAAAAAUUCAUUUUCGGAAUUUUUUCGAGGUGACGUAAUUACAGUCUCUGUGCUUUGUCUUCUUCAUUUUACAACAACACCGAUGAAAAGUUUUAUUUUACUUUUUUUUUUCAUUCCAUGGUUUAAUUAGUUACAGAUAGUAAAAAGGAACUGAGAAGAAAUUAAGAUAAGCACAGGCUGUCAGCCGAAAGAUAACCUUAUUAUAUAGAAGAGUAAAUGAAAUGUUACCAGAACAGCAAACGGAUACAACCUUGAGAUUCCUAGGGUUCUUGUUCUUUUUCCUCUCUUAUUUUUACACACCGACAUCAAUAUACCAGCAUAUUACACAUCAACAAAUAGGCAAACAAAAAUAAGGUCGCUGAUCACCUUAAACAGCCAGUUCUUAGAUCUUAAUAGUACUCGGUACGUUUUGUCGUGAUUUCUGUUGAAUCUCAGUUUCUUGAAACGACACACCCCCUGAACUGUUUACUUUAGUAUUGAAGUUCUCAGUAGUCGUACACUUGUGGCAGUUUCUCGCAAACCAACUCCAGCUAACGAACAGUUCAAACAAGAUUUGUAAUUCGGCGAAGAAAUUCCCCACUCAGUCAAACAGCUAUCUACCAUACGUUACUUGAUAACGGCGAUUAUCUGAAUGCAUGAAACUAAGCAUUUCAGCUUAUUGCCAGUGUAGCAAAAUGCAUCAAACUACUGCUCUGCUUUCUACUCUCGAGAUCAAAGGAUCAACCUUAAAAAUAGUUGCUGGGAAGCAUUCAAUUAUCGGAUUAUACUAAUUGAAUUGCAACUGUGCAGUUAUCAGUUGAAAACGAGAAACAUCACGGGGAGGGAGAGCUGGUGUCCUUUUCAUGAAAAAAAGUAAUAAUUUAAUUAAAAGUUCUAUUUUUUCCUUCUGUUUAUCAUUGUGAGAAGAGGAUUCUGUUUAAACACAAGUUACACUGAUAUAAAUAGUCCUUAAGUUUUAGAAUAAGUUAUUUUUGGUGACUUUAUUAAGCGUUUUUUUGACACGCUUGUUGAACUUCAUGUAAAGUCAAAGGACUCUGUUUACCUGUCCUGGAAAAUGCGAAAUAUUCUGUGACUGUCGCCACCUAAGAACUUAUGAAAUAAGUCUUUAUUUGCCUUGCAUUCCUUACAACUGUUUACAUACUAGUGUUUGUUGUUUGAACCAAAUUGGCUAGGAAAUAUCCGUGGAACAUUGUGGAAAAUACGAUGGCCUUCGUGAAAACUCGUGCAACCGACAUGGAACUAUCGUGAGCCAUCGAAGGACUUCUUGAAACCGUCGUAAAACAUCGUGGAAAAUAGGGUAGUCCUCGUGAAAACUCGCGCAACCUUUGUAAACACCCUGUAGUCUCGUGAAAACUCGUGCAACCGUCGUGGUCAUCGGGGAUUCAGUGCUCUAGAUUCCAAGUGGCUUCUUCACCGAAUGGUAUCCUUAUCAAACACGAACGAACAUUUUUGUGUAGCUAAGAGCAGACCCCUAGACUAGCAAAGUACUCCUUCAAAGGUCUUCAAGCCCGUUUCGAGGACUGAGCCAAGAGGAGCUUUCCCGAAAACCAAUAUUACCAAAAUGAAAUUUAUUCCUAAACCCAUUCUUAUCACAUUAAGCCAAAAAGUUCAAGGAUUCAAGUGGAAUAGAGAAUGAAACGGAAAUUAUUAGCAUGCUUACAGGGAGCAAACCUGUCCGAGAGGUUGAAAUAGUUAUGUGGAGUGUAACUAUUUAGCUCUUGGGCCAAUUUAUCAGCUUAAACAAUCUCAAAUUGCAUUUCGCGAAAUGUUGAAAACAAACCGUAUCGCAUAAAGGUACUACUCGAUAGGUUUCAUUUGAAUAGUAAAACUUCAAAGUGGAACUGAUUCACAGACUUAAAAAAAGUUGGAACGACAAGGUUUGAUAACACUGUAGGUUUGAGUGUAACAGAAAACUGGAGAACUGGCAUCUAGUAAACAGAAAUGUUUAUCAAGAUUACGAAAGAAGGUCAAACUCGGUAUUACUAGGAGGUUACAGGUUGAAUAUCGAAAAAGUUGGAACAUUUUCAGUUCACUAAAUUUCGCUAUGGUAUAGUAUCUUAGACGAGGGUCUCAUUUUUCAAUCGAACCGUAUAAAUGCCAGGAACAAGUCUUAAAUUUAGCAAUCUUAAAAUUCUCCCACGUUUUCAGAAUUUCAGCUAGACUGCCUUCUUUCCGUAUUCAAUCAGAGUAGAUUUCUUAUUUGCCAAGGUGAAGUGAAGAGUUGGCGGAACUGUCAUAUCUAUAACGCUGUUCAUAUUGAACGAAACACCUUAUUCAUGUAGUCAUUUUAUACUCUGACGAAGGCAGACAUAACGUUGCUGAAAAUUUAAUUAAUUUUACAUCAUUUUGUAGCUUUUUUUUAGGUCAAAUCCAGCAUUUUUUAAGGAUUUAAACACCUUCCUCUUCUCUUCUAUGUUUGAUAACCAAACACUUCACCGGUCGUGUUAAUGUAAGGAAUGUUGGUUUUAACUUUUUUUGCCAUAAUCUUCUCAAAAUCAAGGUUAACCUUUGCAUAUUGUUUAGACAAAUUGCCUUUUAUGUAUUCCCGACAGUUUCCUUCAGUCGUGCACGUGAAGUACAAACGUUGAGUAGGGGUCGUUAAUGGCGUUUUUGUGGUCCUUGGUUUUCUUUCGUUCUCUGAGUACAAGUGCACACAAUUGGUGGUUUUUGAAAAAGGCUAAGAGUAUACUACAGCAACGACAGCAACUAGCUUUACUUACCAUAAAGACAUACAGAGUAGCAAAAGCCUUUGUAAACUAAAACUAAAACUGUAAUGAUUAUCGUGAACAAAUAAUAAGGUUAUGAUAUAGCAAUCGAGUUACAUCGGUUUGAUUUGAAGGAAGGAUAUUGCGUUGACAAAAUGUGCUAUCAAAAUUAAAGGAUCUCUGUCUUAUCCAUUUAUUCAUUUGUUCAAAACAUGCUUGACUGGCGUACCUAAGAUGUUUUCAUGCAACAUUGGCUAAAUAAUGAGACAACGAAUCGAUUACGAGUGUUUGUCUGGACAUAGGAGAGCUGCAGAUAUUGUACUCACUUUCGGACUUUGUAACGCGGCCCGAACAUUCCAAAGAUUUGACACAUUUUCAAAUACUUUGAUGCUACCCUUACAAUAAUCCACUAAAAUUAAUGCCAUUCUGGAAGCCACUUUCCAGGAUUAAAAACUCACGACCAUGAAAGCUGUCUAGAAAUUCUGACGUGACGAUCAGUCAAGUAGAAGUUAAAUGCCGGCGUACUAUUUUGGUAAUGAGCAUAUUUUUUUGAGAUCCUACUUGAUUGGUGGCAAUUAGACGUCUUCAACUACUAAACCAAUUGGGACAGCCGGCCUAAUAUAACCGAGAUUAAUGUGUUUUUCGCGUGUCCGUUGGAAAUUAAGCCUUUUAAGGAACUGUUUGUUAAGUUCAAAAGUAUCAGAUUCCGAGCUCUUAAACUCGAGGGGGUGUGCCCAUUUGGAACAGAAUUGAUAGCAUUGGCAGUUUCCAAGGCUGUGGGUUAAAGAGUGAUUUAGUUUGUACUCAGAAAUCUUCCGGUCACGUCAUUUCAACAGGGCAGAAAUUCGUUUUAGAGAGGAGUUAAGCGGUUACGGAUUUUAUCCCUGAUCAAGACAACUUUACCAGCAGGAGACCAGAGAUGUUAGAACGAGGCCUGAGGGCUACUAUACAUGACUUAGAUGCGAAAACUACCUGAUCACUUUUAUGAUGCGAAGAACGUUUGAUCAAUACUUUUGAGUGAUCAGCAAGUCCGUGAAUCCAAAAAACACUAGCAGUUACUGAACAGCCGUUUCUAUAACAACGAACUAAGAAGCAAGAAGAAUGAGUAAAACCCCGUCUUUGCAGUGUCCGCUGCUUCGCAUUUCAAAGGUCUACUUUGCUCUCGUUAUUGUCAAUUGUGUUUGUGGAUGUCUUAUGGCUUGUGGUCCCGGGCCUGUACCUCGCCCGACUCGCAAGACUCCAAUGAAGUUUAAACAGAGAAUUCCUGAUGUAGACGAAGUGUCGAUCCAAGCAAGUGGAGAUUACGUAGGGCCAGUGGAAAGAGGAAGCGAGGCUUACGAAGACUUGGAGAAAAACUAUAAUCCCGAUAUUGUGUUCAAAAAAACCGACAACAACGAUGAUAACCGGAGAAUGACCAAGAACUGUAAGAAAAAACUCGACAUCCUUGCUUCCCUCGUGAAGAAAAAAUGGGGAGUAAGAUUACGAGUUAUUGAGGCUUACGACCUGGACAGAAGACCAAGACAUCACCAUGGAAUCCAUUCCUUGCACCACGAGGGACGCGCUGUGGACAUUGCUACAGAAGAUAGAGACAAGGAUAAAUAUCCUUUCCUAGGCAGGCUGGCCAUCAACGCUGGAUUUGACUGGGUGUUAUAUGCAACCAAAGGCUACAUCCACGCUUCUGUUAAAACGGCGGAAAAAGACGCAGAGGAAGGUAUGAGCUGCUUCCCUGAGGACGCUACUGUUCGCCUAGAAGGUGGGCGGACAAAAAAGAUGAAAGAAUUGCAAGUGGGAGACAAGGUGGCAGGAAUGGAUGUAACAGGGCGCAUUAUUUACAGUAGAGUAGUGACGUUUCUCGACAUCAAGCCUAACAGUUCUAAUACAUUUAUUACCAUCCGAACAAAGACUCCGGCGGCCGAAGUGGCAAUUACGGAAUCUCAUCUGAUCUAUCAACUAAACAAACAAGCGCAGCGGGAGACGGCCGUCUUCGCACGAGACCUGAAGGUUGGAGAUUUUGUUUAUGUUAGACACGGUACUGCUUUGGAGAAAUUCACAGCUGGACGCGUGGUUGGCAUUGAGUGGAGCCGAGGCAAGGGCGCGUAUGCCCCGCUCACGGAAACUGGAAACAUCGUAGUUAAUAACGUCCUUUGCUCAUGUUACGCUAUAAUUUCAGAUCAGAGAGUGGCUCAUUGGAGCUUUGCGCCACUGAGGUUUGCAGAAUGGUUGUUCCCGGGCAUUGCAGCCCAUAAUAGCUCGGGUGUGCAUUGGUAUGCACAAGCUCUGUAUAAAAUUUACACAAGUUGGAACUAUGUCACUGAGGAUAGAUUAUAAAACUUCCAGAUGCUGCUCCAAUGGUAGUUGCAUACCCGUGUUCUUAAUAAAGGCGGGCUCCAUGGAUUUGUUAGGACGACCGUAUUGUACAUGUGUCGCGUCAGUUUACAGAACUGCGAUUAAUUUUAUACCUACUUCAAGUAUAAUUUACAUGUUUGGCAGUACUUAUAUAAAUGACAAAAACAGCGAUCACUGAUCAAAAUGCUGUUGCAUUUUCAAAGAUGUACAAACCUCACUAGACAAUGGGUAAUGUCAAAUCGACGAUACAAGACUCGUUUAGCACAGAGCUCGUAAGAACGCCAGAAUCAAUUUCUUGGCUUUCAACUCAGGUAUUAAUUAAGAGAUUUUAUUGAAUAUGACUGAUAAAUACAAUGUUAAUUAGGCUAAUUAUGGUCUCUAACUGGCACCCUACGAGUGCCACUUAUCACCUUGUUACGUUAGUGAACCACGCUAGUGCCGGGAACGCAGCGGGACGCUCGCGUGUGACAUACACAAAGUGUGCCGUCAUGAAAACAUUCCAAGCCGUUAUAUUGGAGAAUCUUUAUAUUCGCUCACAAACUCACACAAAAACCAUUCCAGGCUUUUUUAACAGUCGGAGAAAAAUCAUUUAGAACAAGCAGAACCCAGAAAUUAGCUAUAGAGAAGGCGUAGGCUGCAAUUAACGAACCAUAAACUCUGCUGACAUAGUUGGCUUUUGUUUAAUGCUUUUCAGUUGCAAAGAACAAUUAAGUAGAAAUGCUUUUGUGCUACAGGUGAACUAUUUGGGUAGCUGUCACAAAAUUCAUAUGUCAAAAUGUGGAGGGAAAAAAUGGUUCUUUCAAGACCAAAAGACAUCGUUUUUUCUUUUCAGUCAGAGUGAUGGAUGGCUUAUCAAAAUACAGAAGCUAAAUUUAAAAAAAACGCAUAACGAUUAAAAUGAUUUAUCAGUGAAUGUUCUACAGAAUGACAUUUCAAGUACAAAAUAACAUAUUUUCAGAAACCACACAAAGCUGCACAACCUUAAGGCGGUUUGUUAGAUUAAACACCAUUUCUGAGAAAAAAAGAUUGUUAAUAGAAUUAUUGAUAAUGAAUCGGCGGUAUUCGAUUGAAGCAAUCCGAGCGUGAGAAAAAAUGCUUUGAAAGCUUAGUAGGAUUAAUCAGAAUAUCAAGCACAAAUGUUAAAUAUGUUGUUCCUAGCGAUAUAUUUCACGGUUUUGUUUUUUAUCUCACCGCGAGGUAAUGUCUUUGAUCCUGAUUGCAUGUUUUGAAGUUCCAAUAUCAAUGAUAAUCCUCCGACUAUACCGGGCCGCGUUAAAUAAACUUAUUAAAUGUAAGCAAUUAGCAAUAAUAUUCUCUGAUAUCGAUCUGACACUGCUUAGAUAUAACCCAUUUGCGGGAAAUAACGUGGAAAUUCCUGCUUAACCACAAAUGUUUCAGAGAUUUUAUACGGCUACAUUCCUUUCCGCGAAGCAUAGAAAUUCUUGGCAUUUUAUUUCACUCCCACAUGUGGCAUACAGCUGCAAAGCAUUCAAAAUUCAAGGAAUUCAAAACCAAACCUAUCGGCUCAUAAAUUCAGCAAUAAUCACGCAUAUUAAACUGCUUAUUUUGAUGGUCGUUCGGCAAAGUUUCGCGCGAUAAGCCAGUUCAAAACAGGAACAUGUUUUACCGGGUGGAACGCUCGGGAAAAUUUAUGCGCGGCUGGCAAGCGCGAGAAAACAUACAACUGGCGCUAAGCGCGGGAAAUUUGCAACCGGUGGUGAGUUAAUGUUGUUCCUGAUUGGCCAAGAAACAGAUGUCCUUUCCGAUUGGUUGGAUUUUGGCUGUUCUUUCUUGAAAAUCACCCAUGUAUGCCACACCCAACAAAGUGUUUUAGUGUCAGAGAAUCUAGAACUUAAAUAUAGUUUCAUAAACGAAGAUUUAAUAGCCUAAGAAACCCUUUCUUUUCGCUUCAGGCUUUGAGGAAAUAUGAAGCAAACCCUCGACUAAGUACUUGUGGAGAAAAUAUUUUCAUUUUGAAACUAUAUUUUUCGGUAGGGUAACAGAAAAUUGUUUCAGUUUUUUCCCGAAAAUUCUGAUCGUACUGUAAAGGAUGGAAGUAUUAAUGGGGUAUUAUCUUCGCAGGAACAAGCGGAACCAAAAUAAACGGUCUACCGGCGGAACUUAUUAAGAUGUUUUGCAUAAAUCCCAUUUCGAAUAUCUCAACGGAAAAAUGUGUUUUCUGAUAAAAAAAAAAACCGCGUCAUAAGGAAUUUCAUUGCAAGUUCCAUCCAAUUUGUUUGAAAGAGAUAAAUUACCAAGAACUUCCUCUGGAUGACGAACGUUUCUUCGAGCUUAAAAUAUCUGACUGCAGUGACACAGAUCCUAAUAUAAUUAAAAAUUUUUGCUCUUACCAUAAGCGUAAGUGCAACGAAACACAACAUGAAACUCGAAAACAGGUUUUUAGGAGGAUUAGGGUGGUGGCAACCGGUUUACAUCAAUCUCGUGAACUGUAAUUAAUUACCUGGUUCAAUUUUAAUAUGUCUUCCUUUAAACAUGAUUGAAAAAUUUUAUUCAAUAUUAUAUUGCUAUGAAUUAAGGAUAUUAAGUUUGUACAAAAGAAUUUACAGUUUUAACUAUUAUACUGUUUAAAAUUUUAAUACAAUUUGACUGUGAAAGGAACCUAACUGUUAGUCCAAGAGAAUAUAAGAAACAGUACUGGAAUAUGAGAAGUUCAGUGUUUUUUGUAAACAAUCAAGAGAAUACCGAGAGAUAGAUGAUACAUAUAUUUUAAAUUCUAGUUUCUUGAAGGUAUAGAGUUAUCCAACGUCAAUUAUAAUAACCUAUCGUUUUCUUGAUACCUAGCUUUGUACAUACUAUCUAGAUACUAUUUAUUCCCAUCUCUUCAGUACUGUAUACUGUGUAAUUUGUAUAGUGAUCAAUAGUAGAUUUCUUCCAACAAAAUCAAUACAUUUUCAAGUAGACAGGCGAUGAGAAUAAAGAUAUUCAUCAACUGGAACACAUUAUUUUCUCACAUCUCUGACCUUAAAACCGUGAGAGCCUGGAUAAGAAGUUAGAUUUCUGGUUUCUUUCAACCAGGCAGUUACCAAAGGGUGUUUCUGUGAUAAUAAUCGUUCUAUCAGUGAUCAAUUUGUUUAUUCUCAGAACCUGCAUACUUCCUUUUGUAUUGAUAUUGUAAGGAGAUUUUGACGCUGAUCAAUGUCAGGCAGAUUGUGUCGAAGGCGGAUGGGAUAGCUUUUGUUCAGCUGCCAUAUAUAUUGUUAAUUGAAGAAGUUCAUUUACGGCAUUUUGAGUUAUUUUGGUCGCGAUCAAAAUUGCGUAAUUAAAGGAAUCCUGAAAAUGAUAGCCUUCUAAGAGAUAAAAAUAAAUCAUAAAGGAACAAGGAUGGUUAAAGGUGGAGAAGAUUAACACGGACUUGAAAAAUUUAAGCUAAACUUUUCAAGGUGGGCAAACCGUGAGGUAGCUUCUUUAAGUUUUGGAGAUCUUUAUGACAAGAUUUAUUAAUGAGAUUGCUUAUAGCUUCUCAAAGAGUAAAGGUUGCGCUAUUUUAAAGGAUACCGCCAUUUACUAACAGGCCUAAUGGUUUAAAAAGCAGAAAGAAAAGAGAAAAAAAAUAAAACUCCGUGGGAAAGGCGUUUAGAAAUUUAGUUAUUCUUUUGACAAGAUUGACAAAAUAGCGUGAUUUUACUCGAUCUCUAAUGCAAUUUUUACGCCCAAACCUAGUUUAAAAUUACUUUGAAUUUUUUUUAGAGCUGAGUAGCUUCUAAUCUUAGCAGGAGGGAAGAUUCGUGGCAAAGGUUCGAAGACAGUUUGUAGCUGAUCUGGUAGAAUUGCUGACCAUCUGUGCAGAUUAACUGGAGCUUAGUUCAUGAGUAUGUGUUUACACUGUGUUGUAUUGUAUUAAAGAUGGCAAAAAAAAAAAAGGAAUUACUACAGGAAAACUUUGAUUUUAGAUGAUUUUGUACUAUACUGAGAGAAGAUUAAAAUUUAGUUGAUGAUUAAACCUCUUAUAAGAACCUA